Molecule: messenger RNA, 3071 nt
Organism: Oxyura jamaicensis (ruddy duck)
Lineage: Eukaryota; Metazoa; Chordata; Aves; Anseriformes; Anatidae
Gene: CCDC93
Product: coiled-coil domain containing 93
Exons: 23
Coding region: 109-1962 (617 amino acids)
Biological process (GO): Golgi to plasma membrane transport
Source: RefSeq, a predicted model, not a curated record
CCCGGCAGCUGCCGGCUGGGAACCCCCCCUGCCCUGGGGGUUUGGGGGGGGGGGGGGGGAGGGAGGAGAGAGGACGUGACAGGCGGAGCGGCCGGACACCGGAGGGCCAUGGUCGGCCCCCGGGGACAGGAGAGCCAGGGCCCCCAGCAGGUUGAAACAAGAGAAGAUGAGGAACAAAACAUCAAGUUGACUGAAAUUUUGGAACUGUUGGUGGCUGCUGGGUAUUUCCGAGCAAGAAUCAAAGGGUUAACACCCUUUGACAAGGUUGUAGGUGGCAUGACGUGGUGUAUCACUACUUGCAACUUUGAUAUCGACGUUGAUUUAUUGUUUCAGGAAAACUCUACUAUUGGUCAAAAAAUUGCCUUAACUGAAAAAAUUGUGUCAGUAUUGCCAAAAAUGAAGUGUCCUCAUCGUUUGGAACCACAUCAGAUCCAGGGACUGGAUUUCAUUCACAUAUUUCCUGUUGUACAGUGGCUGGUAAAACGUGCAAUAGAAACAAGGGAGGAAAUGGGAGACUAUAUCCGGUCUUACUCUAUAGCACAGUUUCAAAAAACACACAGACUUCCAGAGGAUGAUGAAUUUAUGCAAAGAAAAGAGAAGGCCAUCAAAACGGUUACUGAUAUCUUUGAGGUUUACAAACCCCAGAGAAAAUAUAAGCGUCAGAAAGGAGCUGAAGAACUGCUAGAUGAAGAAUCAAAGGUUCAUGCUACGCUUUUGGAAUAUGGCAGGAGGUAUGGAUUUAGCAGGCAAGCAGGAAAAACAGAACAGGCUGAAGAUAAAAAAGUUGUGCUACCUUCAGGGCUUGCAGCAUCAGGAAAAGCUGAGCCUUGUGAUGAAGAUGACCUUCAAGCUGCUGAAGAGCUUCGCAUUAAAACUCUGAUGACUGGAAUGGCUGCAAUGGCAACAGAAGAGGGCAAAUUGACAGCAAGCACAGUAGGACAGAUAGUUGGACUCCAAUCAGAUGAGAUCAAGCAAAUAGUGUCUGAAUAUGCUGAAAAGCAGUCUGAGCUUUCUGCUGAGGAGCGACCAGAAAGGCUUGGAGCUGCCCAACAGCACAGAAGGAAGGUGGCAUCUUUGAAUAAGCAGAUUUUGCAAAAAACCAAACUCCUGGAAGAGUUGCAAGCUAAAUGUGCUGAUCUGCAGGCAAAAUGUACCGAAGCAAAAAAGGCAUUAAGCGAGGUCAAGAGUUAUAGUGAAAAGCUGGACAAGGAAUUGGCAGCUUUAGAAGCAAUAGAAUCCCAAGCAGAUUCUAGCAUAUUACAAAAUCUGCGAGCACUGGUGGCCAUGAAUGAAAACCUCAAAAGUCAGGAGCAAGAAUUCAAAGCACAUUGUAGGGAAGAAAUGGAGCGUCUUCAACAAAAUAUUGAGAAUCUGAAAGCUGAGGCAGCGGAAAGUGGGGAGGAAGAGGAGCCGAAUAAGCUUAUAGACCAGCAGUACAAAACUGAGAAAGAUAAACUUCAAAAGAUCCGGCUAUUAUUGGCACGAAGAAACAGAGAAAUAGCGAUAUUACAGCGCAAGAUUGAUGAAGUACCCAGCCGAGCUGAGCUAACACAAUAUCAGAAGAGAUUUAUUGAACUUUACAGUCAGGUCUCAGCAACUCACAAAGAAACAAAACAGUUCUUUACUCUUUAUAAUACACUGGAUGAUAAGAAAGUAUAUUUGGAAAAGGAGGUUAAUUUACUAAAUUCUAUUCAUGACAACUUUCAUCAAGCAAUGGCAUCUUCUGGUUCUCGUGAGCAGUUCUUACGGCAGAUGGAACAGAUUGUGGAAGGUAUCAAACAGAAUCGAAUGAAGAUGGAAAAGAAGAAGCAAGAAAACAAAAUGCGAAGAGAUCAGUUGAAUGAUGAAUACUUGGAGCUUCUAGAGAAACAGAGGCUUUACUUUAAAACAGUGAAAGAAUUUAAAGAGGAAUGUCGUAAGAAUGAAAUGCUGCUCUCCAAGCUGAAAGCUAGCUCCUCCUGAAUGUCUCCAGCUGGUGAAGUUUAUACAUGAUUGUUCAGUCCAUACAUCAAAUUUCUUUUGCAAAGUGAUGGUUAAAAAUGCAAUUGUAGAUAUAUAUAUAUAUAUACAUAAAAAAAUUAUAUAUACAAAAAAAUAUAUAUAUACAGACAGCUGUAAAGUCUGGGUUUCUUUUCAGCAUGUACUCUUACAUUCCUUCAUCAAAUGGCCACGUUAUUCAUUAUUGCCUCCAGUACACAGUAAAGAGUUAAUGCAGUACAGCAAAAUAGAAAUAUUUAUUGUUUGUUUUUCACAGUAAGGACAAUUAAGAUGACUUAUAUUUGGGUUUUAACACUGAAGUACAUCAAAACUCUGGAAUAAGUAGAUAUGGGCUAUUUAAUAUCUUCAGUACCAUAAGAUGAGCACUGCAGGAUGCAAUAGCUUGUUAAUUUUGGCCAAAAAUAAACACGAAAAAUGGUUCUUGAAACUCUUCACCAGCUAAUAACUCCGUAUUAUUUUAAUUUACACUCCUAGCUAUAGAUAAGAUUCCAAAGGAUAAAAAUCAAUUUCUAAUUGUUAAGACAAAAGAAAAUGGAAACUUACCUUGGAUAAUUCCUCAUGUAAAACUAUAGAUCUAUAUUUUUAUAAAGUCUAGUUGUUGUAUAAAUUUCUUUGACAUUUCAUUUUUAUAUAUAGAGUAUGUGCUUGUUAAAUUAAUAGCUCCAGGAAAAAACACCCUAAUCCCUAGGACCAUCGCAUUAUCCCUAUUUGGGAUGAAAAUGAAAGUCUGUGUCAGCUGUAACAUAGGAAGAUAAAGAUUCAGACUUUCUACUCAAACUGAUGCUCACCUUUGAAGACAACAACCUAUCUACCCUGCUGAAGAUUUGCCCUUGAAAGUUUAGAAACUUUGUGGAACACUUUCUGAAACACUUUUAUAUCUGUAUAUACAGUAUUUUAUAAUUCAAGCAGUUGCUUUUUGUACUUAACAUCAGGAUUUUGGACUGACUUAAUGUACAUCACACAUUUUGUUCAGGAAAAGGAAAACCACAUUCUUCUUCCCCAGUAACAUUGACACUGCUGUUAGAUUACUUUCUAUGGCAGCACAUAUAAAAUAAAAAGAUGUUUAGAAUCCA